AUGGGAAAUAAUAAUUCAGCAAAUAAUCUUCUAACUGAUCUUGUUGAUACAUCAGUAGCAGUAACAGACGACAUAUUUAAAGUCGACAAUAUUAAUUCAUGUGGUCGAAAACAUGCAUCAGCAAAAAUUCACGUAUCAAAUGAUAGUUUAUGUAUAAGACAAAAACAUCGACAAUCGUUACAGAUUCCAUUAGAAACAAUUAAACGUUAUGGUAUAGACGGCUCAAUAUUUAUUCUUGAAUGUGGACGACAAGCUCCUCUUGGUCCAGCACGUUAUGCAUUUCGUUGUAAACAAGCACAUCGUCUUGUUAAUUGUUUAGAUCAACGUAUAACAUUCAGAUCAAAACAAUUACUAGAACAACAACAACAACAACAACAACGAGGAACAAUGAUAUCAUCUUCAUCUACUUUAACAAACGUUUCAAUAACAUCACGCCAUCCUCAUCCUCAUCGGCGACGACGAACACAAUCCGAGCAAGGCGUAACACGUCGAGCGCCAUCAUCUGUACUUUUUUCAUCAUCAUCUUCCUCAUCGAUUUCAUUAAAUUCAAGAGAAACAUUUUCUUAUCGAAAUUCUGAACCAAAUUUGUCAGAGGAUUAUUUACCUUUCGAUAUACUUCCUUGUCACAGAGAAAGUAACAGUCACAAUGAAGAAGGAAGACAGUUCAUAGCCAGACUUAAACAACAUGUUGAAAGAGACAUUACUCCAGAUCUUAAUUAUGUUGAAUUAAAAUCAGAAUCAACAUCGAAUUCGAUUAUUCAAAAUGAUCGUAGAAAUGACUUAGAAAUACCAAUUGCUACGAAAGAACCAAGCAUUGAAUUAAUGAAAGAGUCUCCUUCUCAACAAUCCUGUAAACGAGCUCUUCUAUCAUUUUUUAAUCCUCAUCAACAAUCGGAUUCAAAUCAAACUAAUACAUCAUUAAAAACUAAUUCAAUAUCAAAAUCAUUAUCAACAGCGCCUUAUGUUUAUAUUGAUCAUGAAAAAACAACAACAUUGAAAGAAAUUGCAAACGAACGUUUACAACAACAACAAGCUCGCCGCAUUGAAGUCUGA
Messenger RNA from Rotaria socialis, 1053 nucleotides. Lineage: Eukaryota; Metazoa; Rotifera; Eurotatoria; Philodinida; Philodinidae. The record is from the annotation of a GenBank genome assembly.